Messenger RNA from Procambarus clarkii (red swamp crayfish), 1299 nucleotides. Lineage: Eukaryota; Metazoa; Arthropoda; Malacostraca; Decapoda; Cambaridae. The record is from RefSeq and is a predicted model, not a curated record.
AUGAAGCUAAGAUGUGACCCCUCUCCACACAGCCACUCAACGACCCCCAGAGUCCGGCCACUCACCAACGACCCCCAGAGUCCGACCACUCACCAACGACCCCCAGAGUCCGGCCACUCACCAACGACCCCCAGAGUCCGGCCACUCACCAACGACCCCCAGAGUCCGGCCACUCACCAACGACCCCCAGAGUCCGGCCACUCACCAACGACCCCCAGAGUCCGGCCACUCACCAACGACCCCCAGAGUCCGGCCACUCACCAACGACCCCCAGAGUCCGGCCACUCACCAACGACCCCCAGAGUCCGGCCACUCACCAACGACCCCCAGAGUCCGGCCACUCACCAACGACCCCCAGAGUCCGGCCACUCACCAACGACCCCCAGAGUCCGGCCACUCACCAACGACCCCCAGAGUCCGGCCACUCACCAACGACCCCCAGAGUCCGGCCACUCACCAACGACCCCCAGAGUCCGGCCACUCUCCAACGACCCCCAGAGUCCGGCCACUCACCAACGACCCCCAGAGUCCGGCCACUCACCAACGACCCCCAGAGUCCGGCCACUCUCACCAACGACCCCCAGAGUCCGCCCACUCUCACCAACGACCCUCCAGAGUCCGGCCACUCUCACCAACGACCCCCAGAGUCCGGCCACUCACCAACGACCCCCCAGAGUCCGGCCACUCUCACCAACGACCCCCAGAGUCCGGCCACUCACCAACGACCCCCAGAGUCCGGCCACUCUCACCAACGACCCCCAGAGUCCGGCCACUCUCACCAACGACCCCCAGAGUCCGCCCACUCUCACCAACGACCCCCAGAGUCCGGCCACUCUCACCAACGACCCCCAGUCACCAACCACUCCCCAUAAUUACUGCCCGAAACAAUUUAACAAAUUAAAAAAGGGAGCGCCCAGAAGGCCGAGUUACGCCGCCCCACGAGGGCCUCAGAACAAUGUAAGUGGGAAUAGAUCCUUCGAGAAACCCCACAUGAACUACAAGGAUAAGAACAUUAUAACUAUGUCAACAAGAGCAUUAGCAGACAAUGCUGCUCCUGCCGCUGCUGCUGCCGCUGCCGCCGCUGCUGCUAUCGCCGCUGCUGCUAUCGCCGCUGCUGCUAACGCCGCUACUGCUAUCGCCGCUGCUGCUAUCGCUGCUGCUGCUAUCGCCGCUGCUGCUGCUGCUGCCGCCGCUGCUGCUGCCGUAUUUGCAGUUCCAACUGCUGCUGCUGCUUUUACUGAAGAGAGCGAGAGGGAGGGUGCCAGUGCCGCCUCUGUGGUGGCACUCAGGGACCCGUGA